Molecule: messenger RNA, 1908 nt
Organism: Nicotiana attenuata
Lineage: Eukaryota; Viridiplantae; Streptophyta; Magnoliopsida; Solanales; Solanaceae
Product: leucine-rich repeat-containing protein 9
Exons: 10
Coding region: 102-1427 (441 amino acids)
Molecular function (GO): protein binding
Source: RefSeq, a predicted model, not a curated record
UAGGUCUAACACUGAUUUCCGUCUACAUCAAAAUGUUAGCUCUGCUAUUGAGGGGUUUUAGUCUAGACUAAAACCCUAAUAAUCCCUGCAGACCGUUAUCCAUGGCGGUGUUGAGCUGGAAGCAAGUGUUGGAAGACAACAACACCACUGACCCAAACUCCAUUACUUCUCUUUCCCUUACUCACAAAGCUCUCUCUGAUGUCUCCUGUUUGAGCGAGUUCAAGAAUUUGCAAAGACUUGAUCUUGGCUUUAACAAUUUAACUUCACUUGAGGGAUUGAAGUUGUGUGUGAAUUUGAAGUGGCUGUCUGUUGUACAAAACAAACUUGAGAGCUUGAAAGGGAUUGGAGGGCUUAUUAAACUCACUGUACUGAAUGCUGGAAAAAACAAGCUCAAAUCAAUGAACGAGGUCAGUGGUCUUGUGAACUUGCGAGCACUGAUUUUGAAUGACAAUGACAUUGUUUCGAUUUGCAAGCUUGAUAAAAUGCAAGAGCUGAAUACAUUAGUCCUUUCUAGAAAUCCAAUAUCUGGAAUUGGGCAAAGUCUGGCCAAAAUUAACUCAAUCACAAAAUUGUCUCUCUCGAAUUGUCAACUACAAGGUAUUGACUCUUCACUCAAAUCCUGCACUGAGUUAAAGGAGCUACGCCUUGCUCAUAAUGAUAUUAAGACACUUCCCAGUGAGUUGGCUUUUAAUAUAAAACUACAAAACUUAGACAUUGGAAACAAUGUUAUCAUGAAGUGCUCAGAUUUGAAGGUGCUCUCUUCAUUAGUUAACUUGAAAAACUUAAACCUACAAGGGAACCCCAUUGCUGAAAAUGAAGCUUUGGCCAAAAAGAUCAAGAAGCAGCUGCCAAAUUUGCAGAUUCUCAAUGCUAAACCUAUUGAAAAUGCCGUGAAAAAGGAAGAGGGUGGGAGAGUCGAUUUUGAAAAUGAAAGUGGUCAUCUUGAUAUUGCCGCUUCUGAUCGUAAGAGGAAGGGGUUGGUACAAACAGAAAAAAGAACCAAUUAUGAUGUGGGGGUUCCACCCGUUGAACUUGGCACAAGAGAGGAACAAAAGCACAAAAAACAGAAGAGUGAAGUCUUGAAGGAGAAAGCAUCAACCAACAAAAAUGAUACUGCUGUCAGGGACAAGGAAUCAGCUAAAAAGUCUAGUAAGAAGGCUAAACAACAUAAAGCAAGUGCCAUUGACGAUGGAGAAACUCCUUUUGCAGAUCUUUUUGGUCCUGAUUCAUCAGAAGAUCCAUUGACUAGUAGUCGGAAGGGCGUUAAUCAAAACACACUCCAAAAUGUUGAUGCAACUGCAGGCUUGGUUACAUUCCCAAAAAAGAAAAAGAAGAACAAGAAUCUGGUAACUGGUGCUGCUGCUCUCCAUUUGUCAUCAGUAAGUGAUGAAAUUGGAUUGGGUGGUACAUCAAUGUGGGGUGAGUAGAAAACCAAGCUGAGACUGUGAAGUUACCAACUGUCAUUUAAGCCCAGGUCUCCCAUUUUGCUAGAUUGCUGUGCAAUAAGACGAUUGCACGGUUUACACUUUACAUGAACAAAUUGGAUUAACUCCCUGAUAGAAGCUGCAAUUUAUGGUGCUAUGACUGCAAGUCAUAAGGGACAUAAUUCUUACUUGAAGGCCAGUUCAUGGAAGGAAAAGGAUGUUAUGUCUUGCUCUUGUUCGUCUUAGGUGUUUGGAAGAACAAAAAUAUCCAACUUGCCUUUACCAGGAGUACUUGUUGGGAAGAUUUUGUAUUUGUGGAGCCAUGGUAAAUGAGCCUAAUUUAAAAUCUUGUUUUGAGAACAUAUUGUGUUUAGAUAAUUAAUGGUCAUGUUUCCAAUGGCACACUCACAAAGUGUUAUCUGCCUGAAUUUCUAAUGCAUUAGAAACCUGAAGAAUGACCCUUUCUGGAUUGGCAGUGAUAUUA